Molecule: messenger RNA, 411 nt
Organism: Striga asiatica
Lineage: Eukaryota; Viridiplantae; Streptophyta; Magnoliopsida; Lamiales; Orobanchaceae
Source: the annotation of a GenBank genome assembly
AUGGCUCGCACGAAGCAAACUGCCCGCAAGUCCACCGGCGGCAAGGCGCCGCGCAAGCAGUUGGCCACCAAAGCCGCCAGGAAAUCGGCUCCGGCUACCGGCGGAGUGAAGAAGCCCCACCGCUUCCGGCCCGGCACUGUAGCCCUCCGUGAGAUCCGGAAAUACCAGAAGUCCACGGAGCUCUUGAUCCGUAAGCUGCCUUUCCAGAGGCUCGUUCGUGAGAUUGCACAGGACUUCAAGACGGAUCUGAGGUUCCAGAGCUCCGCCGUGGCGGCGCUUCAGGAGGCGGCGGAGGCUUACCUCGUCGGCCUGUUUGAAGACACUAACCUCUGCGCGAUUCAUGCCAAAAGGGUCACGAUUAUGCCCAAGGAUAUCCAGCUUGCGAGGAGGAUUAGGGGUGAGAGGGCUUAA